AUGCAGGCGGCGGCGCAGGGCUCGAAGCAGGCCGCGCAGGCGGCGGCGCAGGAGCUGGUGAAGUUCGUGAACCGGAGCCCCUCGCCCUACCACGUGGUGGCCGAGUGCCGCAGCCGGCUGCUGCAGGCCGGCUUCCAGGAGCUGAAGGAGACGGAGCACUGGGAGGUGCGGCCCGCGCAGAAGUACUUCGUCACCAGGAACUACUCCACCCUCAUCGCCUUCGCCGUCGGCGGCCAGUUCCAGCCCGGGAAUGGGUUCAGCCUGCUGGGGGCCCACACCGACAGCCCCUGCCUCAGGGUGAAGCGGCGCUCUAAGCGGGGACAGGUGGGCAUGGUGCAGGUCGGCGUGGAGACCUAUGGAGGGGGCAUCUGGAAUACCUGGUUUGACCGUGACCUCACCGUGGCCGGGAGGGUGAUCAUAAAGGACCCGGCCACGGGGCGCCUGGAGCAGCGCCUGGUACGUGUGGAGCGGCCCGUCCUCCGCAUUCCCCACCUGGCCAUCCAUCUGCAGCGCAGUAUCAAUGAGAACUUCGGGCCCAACACUGAGCACCACCUGGUUCCCAUUCUGGCCACUGCUGUGCAGGAGGAGCUGGAAAAGGAGGUGCUCAUGGAGGCCACACCUUGCAAUGCUGCGGCUCAGCGGCACAGUCCUGUCCUGCUUUCCCUGCUCUGCCCCCAGCUGGGGGUGAAACCGGAGCAGAUUGUGGAGCUGGAACUAUGCCUGGCAGAUACACAGCCAGCGACACUGGGUGGUGCCUUCGACGAGUUCAUCUUCUCCCCACGCCUGGACAACCUGCACAGCUGCUACUGCGCUCUGCAGGCCUUGAUUGACUCAUGCGCGGCACCCUCCUCCCUCUCCCAGGAGCCCAACGUGCGUCUCAUCGCGCUCUACGACAAUGAGGAGGUAGGGUCAGAGAGUGCACAGGGCGCGGAGUCCUUGCUGACGGAGCUGGUGCUGCGCCGGAUCUCGGCAUCGCCACACAACCUGACAGCCUUCGAGGAGGCCGUGGCCAAGUCCUACAUGAUCAGUGCCGAUAUGGCCCACGCUGUGCACCCUAACUACGUGGACAAGCAUGAGGAGAAUCAUCGGCCAGCAUUCCACAAGGGCCCCGUCAUCAAAGUGAACAGCAACCAGCGCUACGCCUCCACGGCUGUCACCGAAGCAGUCAUACGGGACAUCGCCGCCCGCGUGGGUGUCCCUCUGCAGGAGUUCAUGGUGCGCAACGACACGCCCUGCGGCACCACCAUUGGCCCUAUUCUGGCCUCCCGCCUGGGGCUGCGCGUACUGGACAUCGGCUGCCCGCAGCUGGCCAUGCACUCCAUCCGGGAGAUGUGCUGCACCUCGGGGGUGCUGCAGAGCAUCACCCUCUUCAAGGGCUUCUUCGAGCUCCUGCCGGCGGUCAGCAGCAGCCUGGUGGUCGACUGAGCGCAGCGGGGAGGGAGCGGCCGUGGGUUCAGCCCUGGGGCCAUUAAAGCAUCUCUGUCUCGCCA
Molecule: messenger RNA, 1490 nt
Organism: Gavia stellata (red-throated loon)
Lineage: Eukaryota; Metazoa; Chordata; Aves; Gaviiformes; Gaviidae
Gene: DNPEP
Product: aspartyl aminopeptidase
Exons: 15
Coding region: 1-1425 (474 amino acids)
Biological process (GO): proteolysis
Molecular function (GO): zinc ion binding; aminopeptidase activity
Source: RefSeq, a predicted model, not a curated record